This is a messenger RNA of Didymodactylos carnosus, 1260 nucleotides long. Lineage: Eukaryota; Metazoa; Rotifera; Eurotatoria; Philodinida; Philodinidae. The record is from the annotation of a GenBank genome assembly.
AUGUACUACUAUGAUUUUCUAGAAAAAAUCUCAGUUCGACGAACACAACAAACACAAGAAGAUAUUGCUACUUCUAGUGUCAUUUUUAAAGUACGCCGCCGUCAGAAUAAUGCCGAUAUGAAUUUUUUGGCUCAAUUUUUACAUGCGUUGAAUGUAUCAAACGCACCACUUACCUGGAAUUCAAUAAAAAGGAAAAUUAGUCUUAACAAGCAGUUUAAAUCUGUUCAUUACAAUUUAUGCUCCAAUUGUGGUGCAAUUGUCAACAAGGGUCUAACGUUAUGCACAACAUGUAAAUGUAGUCAAUUGAUUGAUUUCUUUUAUUACCCUCUUGUCGAACAAAUACAACAUCUUUUAUUGAUUAAUAAUAUUUAUAGUGAUAUGAUUAAUACACGAGUAAAUAAUGUCAAAAAUUUAUCAUGUACACAAUAUGGACACAUUUUAAUGGCUGAAUGUGCUGAUACAUCGUUCACCAUGUUAAUUAAUGCUGAUGGUGUUGUAACAAAAAACAAAAAUAUCAAUUUGUGGCCGAUUACUUUCAUGGUGAAUAAAAUAUCAUUACCACGAAGAAGAUAUACAGAAUGUGUUAUUUUGGGUGGGGUAAUUCCAGCCUCUAUUCAUCCAUCGAAUGCAGUAAUGGCUACAUGUUUGAGCAUUAUCAAUGAAGAUCUAAUUCAAUUAGAAGAUGGCCUAGAAUAUUUCAUUCCAGAAUAUGGUCGUUGCACAUUGAAAUUCUUUUUAAUUGGCUCAUGUUCCGAUAAGCCGGCUCAAAGUUUAAUAGCAAAUAUGUCCGGAUUCAAUGGUGCAUUUGGAUGCGGCAAAUGUUUCGCACAGGGAGAGGUUCACCAUGGAACUAACACAAGAGGAAAAAGAUACAAUAUGCGUAUCUUUCCAUACGAACAGUCCGAACGACGAAACAACAGCGUUUGUCAAAAGUACUGGGGCUUGAAACAAAAGGGGCAUUGCGGUCCAUGUGUGCUGACAACCUAUUUUGAUUCUAAACAUCGAACACAUCCAUCCUCAUUAUAUAAGAAAAUUGAACAAAUUGACGAUGCGCUGGCACAUAUUCGUACACCAACAACGACAUCAAGACGCUUUCGAUCUAUAAAAAAGAUUAAAAAAUUCAAAGCAAAUGAAUUAAAAUCUCUUAUGCAUCAUGGUAGCACGGUGCUAUUGGAAUAUAUGAAGCCUGUUUAUCGUGAACAUUAUUCGUUACUAUUAGCGGCAGUUAAUUUAGCAUCACAGGUAAGCGACAGGAGUUGA